This is a messenger RNA of Talpa occidentalis (Iberian mole), 6078 nucleotides long. It is a transcript of the gene ZCCHC2, whose product is annotated as zinc finger CCHC-type containing 2. NCBI's taxonomy places the organism in Eukaryota, Metazoa, Chordata, Mammalia, Eulipotyphla, Talpidae. The record is from RefSeq and is a predicted model, not a curated record. Gene Ontology annotation, molecular function: phosphatidylinositol binding; zinc ion binding; nucleic acid binding. The coding region runs from base 382 to 3885 and encodes 1167 amino acids. The transcript has 14 exons.
CCCCGCCCGGCCCUCAGCCCGCGCCGGCUCGCGAGGGAGCCGCUCCGGCGCCGCCGCCCAGCCCAGUGCGGACGACGGGAGAGCGGGAGGCGGAAGCAGGACUCGCUCGCUCGCUCGCUCGCUGCCACCCGGACCCCGGCCGGCGCGGCGCGGCCCAGGGGGAGGAGCCGCCGGCUCGCCCCGCCCCCGGCCCGAGCCGCCGCCGCGGGCGACCCCGCCGGCCGGCCGCCGCCCCCCGCGACCCGCCCCCGGCCGCCGCCGCCGCGGCCCCGGCCCGCCCCCGCGGCAUGGAGGGGCCGCGCUCCUGACGGCCGCGCCGCCGCCCGCCCCCGGCCGCGCCCGCCCGCGCCCGCUCGCAUGUCCGCGCCGCCCUAGCCGAGGAUGCUGAGGAUGAAGCUGCCGCCGAAGCCGACGCACCCCGCGGAGCCGCCGCCCGAGGCGGAGGAGCCCGAGGCGGACGCGCGGCCGGGCGCGAAGGCGCCGCCGCGCCGCCGCCGGGACUGCCGGGCCCCGCCGCCGCCGCCGCCCGCGGGCCCGCCGCGGGGGCCCCCCCCGCCGCCGCCGCCCCGGGGGCUCGGGCCGCCCGCGGCCGGCGGGGCGGCGGGGGCGGGCGGCGCGGGCGGCGGCGGGCCCGCGGCGGCGCUGCGCGAGCAGGAGCGCGUGUACGAGUGGUUCGGGCUGGUGCUGGGCUCGGCGCAGCGCCUGGAGUUCAUGUGCGGGCUGCUGGACCUGUGCAACCCGCUGGAGCUGCGCUUCCUCGGCUCGUGCCUCGAGGACCUGGCGCGCAAGGACUACCACUGCCUGCGCGACUCGGAGGCCAAGGCCAACGGCCUCUCGGACCCCGGGCCGCUCGCCGACUUCCGCGAGCCCGCCGUGCGCGCGCGCCUCAUCGUCUGCCUGGCGCUGCUGGGCUCGGAGAACCGCGAGGCCGCCGGCCGCCUGCACCGCCGGCUGCCCCAGGUGGACGCGGUGCUGCGGAGCCUGCGCGCGGCCCGCGCCGAGGGCCCGCGGGCCGGCGCGGAGGACGAGGACGGCGGCGCGGACGGCGACCCCGGGGAGGGCUCCGGCCCCGAAGGCGGCGGCGCCGAGCCCCCGGCGGGCGGCGGGCUGGGCUCCCGGGCCCAGGAGGAACUGCUGCUGCUCUUCACCAUGGCCUCGCUGCACCCGGCCUUCUCCUUCCACCAGCGGGUCACCCUGCGGGAGCAUCUGGAGAGGCUCCGCGCCGCGCUGCGCGGCGGCCCCAAGGACGCGGAGGCGGAGCCCUGCAACUUCUCCGGGGCCCAGAAUGACUCCGCUCAUGGUGAUUACAUGCAAAGAAAUGAAACCAGUUUAAUAGAACAAGCCCCAGUACUGCAUGACGAACUUACUAUGGCGCCUCAUAGAGCUCAGCGAGAAGCUGUACACAUUGAGAAGAUAAUGUUGAAAGGAGUCCAGAGAAAAAGGGCUGACAAAUAUUGGGAGUACACCUUCAAAGUAAAUUGGUCUGAUCUUUCAGUCACAACAGUAACAAAAACCCACCAAGAACUACAGGAAUUUCUACUGAAGCUUCCAAAGGAAUUGUCUUCAGAGACUUUUGACAAGACCAUCUUAAGAGCCCUGAACCAGGGUUCAUUGAAAAGGGAAGAACGGCGACAGCCUGACCUAGAGCCCAUCCUAAGGCAGCUAUUUGCAACUUCAUCGCAAGCUUUUCUACAGAGUCAGAAAGUGCACAGCUUUUUUCAGUCCAUAUCAUCAGACCCACUACACAGCCUCAAUAACCUACAAUCAUCACUGAAGACUUCUAAGAUACUAGAACACUUAAAAGAAGAUAGCUCAGAAGCUUCAAGUCAAGAAGAAGAUGUGUUACAGCACACCAUCAUCCACAAGAAACACACCGGGAAAAGUCCCAUUGUGAACACUAUUGGUACAAGUUGUUCUCCACUGGACGGGCUUCCCAUGCGGUAUUCCGAGCAGAACGGAGUCGUGGACUGGAGGAAGCAGAGCUGCACGGCCUCUCAGCAUCCUGAGCACUGCGCGACCAUGGUCGAUCAGCAUUCAAUUGAAAAACGAAGCUUAUCUUCAAUAAAUAAGAAGAAAGGAAAGCCACAAAUAGAAAAGGAGAAAAUUAAGAAAACAGACCACAGACUGAGUAGUAGAAUAAAUGGCAUUAGACUGUCCACUCCUCCGCACAUCCAUGACGGCUCUGUGAAAGAUGUGCAUUUGGACAAUGGAUCGGGACUUGACACAUGUGGAGACACAUCUUCAGAGAGUUAUAGUUCUCCGUCUAGCCCACGACAUGAUGGAAGAGAAAGUUUUGAAAGUGAAGAAGAAAAAGACAGAGACACAGACAGCAAUUCUGAGGAUUCUGGGAAUCCAGUAACCACCAGAUUUACAGGUUACAGCUCUGUCACCCAGACGCUCACUGUCAAGCCACCUGUUCCGAUCGCUUCGCUAGGAAACGACGAUGACGGCAGCGUCUUGGAAGACCCCUUAAACUCACCCAAGUACCCGCACAUUUCUUUUAUGCCCACUCUGCACUGUGUCAUGCACAGCAGCGCCCAGAAGUCUGAAGUCGUCGUUCCUCCACCCAAGUCUGCCGAAGGCAAGACAGUAGGGAUGCUGGUUCCAAGUCCUGUUGCUAUUUCUGCAAUUAGAGAGUCCACAAGUUCAGCCCCUGGGGGAAUGCUGGGGUCAGCAGCUUCCACUGGAGAAUCAGAAAAGCACCUUGAAUUACUGGCUUCCCCUUUACCUAUCCCAUCAACGUUCCUGCCGCAUGGCAGCGCUCCUGCUUUGCACCUCACAAUUCAGAGGCUGAAGCUGCCUCCGCCGCAGGGACCUUCGGAGAGUUGUACAGUCAGCAUCCCACAGCCGCCGGCCGGGGGUCUGAGUGUCGGGUCACCAAGCACUGCCUUUCUUCCUGUCCAUAGCCCGGGUAGUUUUCCAGGAUCUCCUGUUGCCACCACGGACCCCAUCACAAAACCUGCGUCCCAAGUAGUAGGACUCAAUCAAAUGGUGCCUCCAAUUGAGGGAAGCGCGGGGACCGUCCCUCAGCCUACCAGUGUGAAGGUAGUCGUUCCAGCAGCCGGCCUCUCCGCCGCACAGCCACCAGCCUCCUACACCCUGCCCGGCUCUCCGCUGGCCGCCGGCGUGCUGCCCAGCCAGAACUCCAGCGUGCUGAGCACGGCGGCCACGUCCACCCCGUCGGCGGGCGCGGGCAUCAGUCAAGCCCAGUCCCCGGUGCCUCCCGCUGUCCCGACACACACCCCGGGCCCGGCCCCCAGCCCCAGCCCCGCCUUGACGCACAGCACAGCGCAGAGCGACAGCACCUCAUACAUCAGCGCGGUGGGGAACACGAACGCUAACGGGGCGAUGCUGCCGCCGCAGCAGAUGGGCUCGGGUCCUUGCGGUUCUUGCGGGCGAAGGUGCAGCUGCGGGACCAAUAGCAGCCUUCAGCUCAACAGCUACUACUACCCUAACCCCGUGCCCGGACCCAUGUACCGAGUCCCGUCCUUCUUCACUCUGCCGUCCGUCUGCAAUGGCAGCUACCUCAACCAAGCACAUCAGAGCAAUGGAAGCCAGCUUCCUUUUUUUCUGCCUCAGACCCCAUAUGCAAACGGGCUGGUGCACGACCACGUCCUGGGGAGCCAGGCCAGCUAUGGCGUGCAGCAGGUGGCAGCGUUUGGCAGGUUCUACCCGGUCUACCCGGCACCCGGCGUAGUUGCCAACGCGAGCGGCUCGGGGCCCAAGAAGAACGGGAAUGUGUCGUGUUACAACUGUGGUGUGAGCGGGCACUACGCGCAGGAGUGCAAGCAGUCGUCCAUGGAGGCCAGUCAGCAAGGCACUUACAGACUGAGAUACGCGCCUCCCCUCCCCCCUCCUAGCGAUCCGUUGGAUUCUGCAGACUGAAACGAGUAAAGCCUGCCUACUCGACACACGGCAGUGUGGGCAGUCAUGGAGGGGUGUGGGGGGAGGCAAGGAAAGGUAUUUUGUGUUUCUUUUGUCUCUACGUUUCCCAGAUUUCUAUGCAGUCGGGAUGUUUCAUUUCUCAUGUGCUGAUGUCUAAGACAAAAAAGAAUGCGUUGCUCUUGAGCCGCUGGUCUCCUGGUUCAACAACAGGCUUCUCUGUAUGAUACGUGUAAUUUAAACCUCCAGACUAUCAAAAGGAAAAUGUGGAUGUGUGCUUUUUUUUACACUGAAUACUCGCUGUGUGCAAUGUUUACUGAAUCUUUAAAACUGUGUAUUUGACCUUUUCUUACAACACUGGUGACAGUCAUAUGGUUUUGAAAAAAGGACACUUCGCUUCUUCUGCAGCUUUUUCUCACUUUCACCCUAAACUGUACUUUUCUACCGCUGCCCUCCCUCUUCCUGCGGGCGGGGGUGGGGGCAGUACCCGUGUCCCCCUGGUGGAAGCCGCCCCCGCACAUGAAUUGAGGGUAAAGUGAUUCACCUGAAUCUUGCGGGAGAAAACAGAUCCCCAAAGCAGCGCGUGCACGGGUGGUGCACGGCCUCCCCUGAAUACAGACGCAGCACUUGUCCAAGCAGAAGUUAAGGUAAAUGAAUGAGGGAUGAGCAAAACCAUAUGAAACUGAACAAAUGCACUAGCUAAGGUGGACAAAGAGCUUUUCUCAGAAACAAACAAGCCCCCACCUUUUUACUUUUUACAUUUUUAGCCUGUUGCUUCAGAGAGACAUAAAGUGAACAAACUGUGUGAGUGCUGUUCUCGUGUGUGUGUGUGUGUGUGUGUGUGUGUGUGUGUGUGUGUGAGUGAUGCCCGUCCCCAGCCGAUCUCUCUAAUUACUCUGGUCCUCCACUGUGUCCCCGGAGACUCCUGGAGCUGGCUUCUUCCUUCCCUGCACCAACUGUUACAGUGUUCUGUUGCGUUUAAAAUGUGUAUGGCUUAUUGCAAUCUGAACAGAAGCUCUUAGUUUCUACAGAAAAGUCAGGUAUUUGUUCCCUAACCUGUCUCUCCUAGCAAAGUCACUUUUGUAACAGUUUACCACUAUGCUUGAGUAUAAUGUGAAAGACUGAAUUCUGAGUGUGUUAAGAUGGUGUUAAUCAUGUCAGUGUCAUGUCACUAAGUUUAAUGCUGCUGUUUAAAAAAAAAAAAGUUUUUUAAAAGCCAAUCUAUGUACUAAAUUGCUUCCAGGUAAUUUUUAAUUUCCUAAAGUGCACUGAGGUUAUCUGGAAGAGUAGGUGUAUUCUUUUGGACUGCUGCGUCCAACAGCAACGAGCAACUGCCACAGGGUAGUCACAGGCUGGGGGGCCGGGCUGGCUUCGUUUGCCACCCUCAGCAGAGCAGAAAGGGCAGGUGGUGGUUGGGGGGUAACAUUGGGGUGCAGCAGAGCGACACAGAGUUGGUCUUGGCUCAGAAGCCUGCCAGAUUGCUAGGAGAAAGGCAAAACUUGAAGAGCAAAAAGAAGCUUCAUUUAAUGCUUCCUAGGUAGUAUUUGUAUUUAUAGCACCGAUGUACAUUUUGAAACUUUAUUUCAGGGGCGGGAGUUCAGGGGACGGGAAGGGUGGGCGUGAAGGGGUAGAAGAUGAAAGCUUUAAUUUAAAAAGAAAAAAAAAGUUGGAGUAAAGGAAAUUAUUUUGAUUAAAUAUAUUUUAUUUGAUCUGGGUAUUUUUGGACCACAUUAUUAAAUUAAUUGUUAAGCUGCGAUUGAGUUGUUCAAGUGACAGUUUUGAUAAGCCACAUACGGACCGCAUUGUGAAUCACUUGCCAGUUGUACUUUAUGGAGCUUAUUUUAUGAUUUAAAAUACUGUACUGUACAUAGGAGGUGUGUUACCUUCUUCUUAUUUGUAUGUUUACCAUAUACUUUGAUAUUUGAAAUGUUAUGUACUGGAAAGGCCACUUAUAUUUCUAGAACAGAUUGGAUUUUAUGCAACCUUUUUUCCUUGAAUUAACAGCAAUAAAAAAAUGAAAAACAGCUUAAGAAUUGUGCUUUUUUGCAAGUUCUGAAAGAUGAUAGACAGGACAUCACACCUUGUGGGGUUUUUUUUAAUUAUUUUUAAAAUAGUUUUUAUGAAUUGACCCGUUUGUCCGUGUCAUGCGGGCGGUGAAUCCCAAAGCUUCUUAGCAUCAGCGUUUUUCACUUUGCG